AUGUCUCGUGGGCGGGUUCAAGGUAUGAUCAUAGCAGGUCUCGCCGGUAUUGCCUCUAGCGUAUAUGCUUUUCAGCCCAUAAUACGCGAGCACGCCGAAACGCAACAAAAGCGAGAUGGCGCAAAGGGUUCUUCUGACGAUGGUGUAAAUACUAUUCCCAGCAAGGAUGAUGGGAAGAGUACGACUGCUGCUCUUCGAACUGAAGAACCCGAUGGAGGCAGUACUGGUAGCAAUCAGAUUGAUGCGUCCGGCGGGACGUCCAGGGGCAAGGAUAGCUAG
Peniophora sp. CBMAI 1063 is the source of this 279-nucleotide messenger RNA. The record is from the annotation of a GenBank genome assembly. Lineage: Eukaryota; Fungi; Basidiomycota; Agaricomycetes; Russulales; Peniophoraceae.